Messenger RNA from Dioscorea cayenensis subsp. rotundata (Guinea yam), 1970 nucleotides. RefSeq names its product proline-rich receptor-like protein kinase PERK4. The transcript is spliced from 8 exons. Bases 323 to 1675 code for a protein of 450 amino acids. The record is from RefSeq and is a predicted model, not a curated record. Gene Ontology annotation, biological process: protein phosphorylation. Lineage: Eukaryota; Viridiplantae; Streptophyta; Magnoliopsida; Dioscoreales; Dioscoreaceae. Gene Ontology annotation, molecular function: ATP binding; protein kinase activity.
UUCAUCUCUGGCUUCAUCUCCUCCUCCAAAGUCAUCUCAAAGCUCGAAAAGGCCUCCACUUCCUCCUAAAAACUCUACACAUUCACCAUUAAAAUCACCACCUGCUCCACUGCUAUCUCCUGUUUUGCCACCACCUUCUGCGAAUCAUACUAACAAGUCACCGGAGAAGUUGAAAACCGGUUCCUCAAAGCAUCAAUCAGGCCUGAAUACAACCUUUGUUGCCGGAGUAGUAGUUGGAGUUGUCAUACUUUUUGCUCUUUUAGUUCUUUGUUGUGUUUGCCGCAUCAAAAAGAAGAAGAAGAAGAAGAAAGCACAUAAUCAGAUGCAAUACUAUGCAGAUUCAGGCACUAAAGGGGAGGAGAGUGGGUAUUAUAGCAGCACAAUAGAACCACAAUGGAAGCAAGGAAAAAGUGAAGACUUGUCAUCAUCAUCAAUCUCAAUUAAUCCUCCACCUCGUUGGCAACCACAACCACCCCCAUUAAUCCCUGAAAGUGACUCAAUCUCCUCCACUUCAAGCCCACAUGGUCCCCCUCUACCACCUCCUUACCCUACAAUCACCCUUGGCUUCAACAAGAUCUCCUUCACCUAUGAAGAGCUCUCUGUGGCCACCAAUGGCUUCUCAAAAUCCAAUCUCUUAGGCAAAGGGGGCUUUGGUUAUGUCCAUAAGGGUGUGCUCCCAAGUGGGAAAGAGAUUGCAGUCAAACAACUCAAGUCUGGUAGUGGCCAAGGUGAAAGAGAGUUCCAAGCUGAGGUUGAUAUCAUUAGUAGAGUUCAUCAUCGCCACCUUGUUUCCCUUGUUGGAUUUUGCAUUGCUGGCUCCCAGAGGAUGUUAAUAUAUGAGUUUGUUCCUAAUAAAACUCUUGCUUACCAUCUCCAUGGGAAAGGACUUCCCACCAUGGAUUGGAGUACAAGAUUAAAGGUAGCAUUAGGAACUGCCAAGGGACUUGCUUAUUUGCAUGAAGAUUGUCAUCCUCGGAUUAUUCAUCGUGAUAUCAAAUCGGCGAACAUUCUCUUAGAUGCUAACUUUGAAGCCAUGGUUGCAGAUUUUGGAUUAGCUAAACUAACUUCGGACAAUAAUACACAUGUUUCAACUAGAGUCAUGGGAACUUUGGGGUACUUGGCACCGGAGUAUGCAUCGAGUGGGAAACUAACUGAGAAGUCCGAUGUUUUCUCCUUCGGUGUAAUGCUUUUGGAGCUGAUAACUGGAAGAAGACCUGUGGAUAAUGGACACAAAUUCAUGGAUGAAGGAUUGGUGGAUUGGGCAAGACAAGUAAUGUCAAGAGCUAUGGUUGAUGGGAACUACGACGAGCUUGUAGAUUCGAGACUGGAAGGGAAGUAUAAUCCGGUCGAGCUUGCAAGAAUGGUAGGUUGUGCUGCUGCCUCUAUUCGUCAUUCCGCAAAGAGAAGACCGAAGAUGAGCCAGAUACUACGAGCAUUGGAAGGCGAUGUAUCGCUCGAGGAUUUAAAUGAAGGAGUGAGGCCUGGCCAGAGCAUGCUUUUCAGCUCCGGCUCCGACUAUGAAUCAAGCCCGAAGACCUCGAACAUGAAUAGAUUCAGAAAAGCCUCUCUCACUAGUCCAGAAUUCAGUGGUGAAUUCAACAGUCCAAAAGAAGGCAGGAAUGUCAUGAAUCAAUAUCAAGCAGCAAUUGACUACUUUCAGAAGCCAAAGAAAUGAAACAGAAACUAGUUCACUUUUAAAAACAAGUUUCUGUGAAUUAAUAUGAUCAGAUGAAUAACUUCGGAGGUGAAUUUUGGAUGUUCUUUGAUCAAUAGAGAGCUUGUUUUUUGAGUAAAAGAGAAGGCCAUGACAGUUUCCAUUGUCUUGAUGCUCAUGUGUAUUGUGAGUACGGUUGGUGAUUAAUCAAGCAAUCAUGAGCAGCUCAAGCUCAGUUUGGGAAAAACUUGAGCUCGACCGAAAAUUUAGAGUUCAAAAUUAAAUUCGAGUCGAGUCAGGGUCUGUCAAGCUUUGU